UUGACGUUUGCCGGGCUGUCAAAUUACGGCGCUACCAACUGAUGACAACUUCCUACUUUUUCGGUCUUUUCGACGUACAACGUGCUGAAGAUGGCUGAUAAGGCUAAGAGUGCCCCGCAGGCAGUGAAAAAGCCGGCCGUCGCCAAACCGGCGGCCACGAAGGAUGCGAAGCCGAAGGAGGCCGGCGCGAAGAAGGUGAAGCGGCUGCCCGUGGUGCCGGAAUCGUGGCUGAAGAUUGCCAAGUGCAAGCGCGGCUGCAAACCGAAUGUGCUGCUCCAGCGCCGCAAGCUGCGCGCCGUGCGGCUGCUGCGCCGCAAGCAGAACCUGCUCCGCGCCAUGAACUACGAGAAGAAGUAUCUGAAGACGGAGCGUGCCGUCGUGGAGCAGGCCCGCAUUGCCAAGGAGAAGGGCAACAUCUACAUCCCGGCCGAGCCGAAGGUGGCGUUUGUCAUCCGUAUCCGUGGUAUCAACAAGGUUGCCCCGAAGGUGCGCAAGGUGUUGCAGCUGUUCCGUCUGCGCCAGAUCAACAACGGCACGUUCAUCAAGCUGAACAAGGCCACCAAGAACAUGCUGCGCAUUGCCGAGCCCUACAUUACCUACGGCUACCCGACACUGAAGUCCGUUCGUCAUCUGAUCUACAAGCGUGGCUUCGUAAAGCACCGACACAGCCGCAUUCCGAUCACCGACAACUUCGUGAUCGAGCGUAAGCUCCGUGGCCACCGCCUGCAGUGUGUGGAGGAUAUGGUGCACCACAUCUACACCGGCGGCGCGUGCUUCAAGAAGGUGAGCAACUUCUUGUGGCCGUUCAAGCUGAACACGCCGACCGGCGGCUGGCGCAAGAAGAACAACCACUACGUCGAGGGCGGCGACUUCGGCAACCGCGAGGACAAGAUCAACGAGCUGAUCCAGCGUAUGGUUUAAGUUUUCCCCGUAAAACACACUGCGCGUCCUUCCUGGCCUGUCCGUGCCUGGCGGCGAACAGCGGCCGCCUCACCGGGUGUGGGCAGGGGCAGAUUUGUGGAAAGUUUUUUUUUUAGGUUGGUGUGUGUGUGUGCAUCGAGAUAAGUGGAAUAAACGUGAAGAGAAAAGCCUCGAGGUGAAAAAUCUA
Anopheles coluzzii is the source of this 1108-nucleotide messenger RNA. It is a transcript of the gene RpL7, whose product is annotated as 60S ribosomal protein L7. The transcript has 4 exons. Gene Ontology annotation, cellular component: cytosolic large ribosomal subunit. Gene Ontology annotation, biological process: maturation of LSU-rRNA from tricistronic rRNA transcript (SSU-rRNA, 5.8S rRNA, LSU-rRNA). Lineage: Eukaryota; Metazoa; Arthropoda; Insecta; Diptera; Culicidae. Gene Ontology annotation, molecular function: structural constituent of ribosome; RNA binding. The record is from RefSeq and is a predicted model, not a curated record. The coding region runs from base 91 to 921 and encodes 276 amino acids.